Gongylonema pulchrum is the source of this 414-nucleotide messenger RNA. Lineage: Eukaryota; Metazoa; Nematoda; Chromadorea; Rhabditida; Gongylonematidae. The record is from the annotation of a GenBank genome assembly.
AAGCUGAAUGAACAGGGAAUGCCAAUAUCAUUAGAUAUACUGGAUACGAAUUACGAUUAUCCUGAUAUGCGAAAAGUGGCGGUAGCGUCUGCUCACGCGCUUAUGCUCGUGUUUGCCGUUGAUGACGUGUCUAGCUUUAAACAGAUGAGCGACAUAUGGUCAGAGAUUGUGCAGCAGCGUGGCGACGCCCGGGACAUCCCGAUUGUUGUUGUUGGGAACAAGUGUGAUUCAGUGUCUCAAAAGAUAUUUGAAGCAACAGCUCAAGCAUGGACGCAGCGUCUCAAUUUCAACAUACGUUACGUUGAAGCUUCUGCCAAAACAGCACACAACAUCGUAAAAAUAUUCCGGAAUUUUCUAGAACAAAGUGGUCUGCUGGGUGACAAACAGAUGAAAAGUAUUGCUCAGCGAGUGUAA